Molecule: messenger RNA, 951 nt
Organism: Fusarium graminearum PH-1
Lineage: Eukaryota; Fungi; Ascomycota; Sordariomycetes; Hypocreales; Nectriaceae
Exons: 3
Coding region: 1-951 (316 amino acids)
Biological process (GO): regulation of transcription by RNA polymerase II
Molecular function (GO): DNA-binding transcription factor activity, RNA polymerase II-specific; RNA polymerase II cis-regulatory region sequence-specific DNA binding
Source: RefSeq, a predicted model, not a curated record
AUGAAGGCUAUUCAGCGCAAGGCAGAGAUGCAACCUGACGCUGGACACCAGCCACUCACCCCUGGAAUGUCUCCUGUUUCUGAUGCGAGCCUGGAAAGCCACGGAACUCCUACUCCCAUGGGCGACAAGUCCCAAAGGAAGCGAUACCAUUGCAACGGUCCCAACUGCCAGAAGAGCUUUACCCAGAAGACUCACCUCGACAUCCAUCGCAGAACACACAGCGGUGAGAAGCCAUACUCCUGUGACUUUCCUGGUUGCGAGCUCACCUUUUCACAACUGGGCAACCUGAAGACUCAUCGACGUCGCCACACCGGUGAACGCCCGUUCUCUUGUGACAAGUGUGACCGCCAGUUUGCUCAACGAGGAAACCUUCGCGCCCACUUGCAGACUCACCAAGGAUUGAAACCUUACGUCUGCAUCCUCGAUGCUUGCAACAAGACGUUCUCUCAGCUCGGUAACAUGAAGACUCACCAAAACAACUUCCACAAGAAGACCCUCAAGAACCUCACCAUGAGAUUCGCCCAGAUUCUCAACUCGGGCGAAGAAGUGCCUGAUAUUGACCGCGAGCUGUUUGAAUACUUCGCCACACACUAUAAGAACAGCAACAAGGGCAUCAAAGGUCGAGGAAAGGCCCGCACAGUUGCUGAGCGCAAGCCCAAGCUCUCUAACUCACCUGUUGCGCACCCAAUUUCAAGCAUCCCUCAAUACCCUCUUCCUCAAAUCGCCUCAGGUCACCAAACACCUUCUCCUCACCAGCCGCAUGGUCUCCCCGUCUCAGGCAGCCUCGCGGCCUACAGCAUGAGCCGUGUCCAGCACAAUUCUCACACAAACGGCUAUGAAGUAUACGACAUUCAAGGAGGACAUCACCACAUCCAGCCACCUCACAACGCCGGCAUGAUGUACGAGACCAGCCAUGUGCGCGAGAUGAACUACAACGAGCGUAUGUACUGA